Molecule: messenger RNA, 861 nt
Organism: Schizosaccharomyces osmophilus
Lineage: Eukaryota; Fungi; Ascomycota; Schizosaccharomycetes; Schizosaccharomycetales; Schizosaccharomycetaceae
Gene: gcs2
Product: glutamate-cysteine ligase regulatory subunit Gcs2
Exons: 4
Coding region: 1-861 (286 amino acids)
Biological process (GO): glutathione biosynthetic process
Cellular component (GO): glutamate-cysteine ligase complex
Molecular function (GO): glutamate-cysteine ligase catalytic subunit binding; enzyme regulator activity
Source: RefSeq, a predicted model, not a curated record
AUGGGAUGUUCAGACGUCAAGCAAUUUCUUUUAUGCACUGGAGAUGUGACUAAGAAUUUAAAGUCGGGAAUUUGGAACGCUUCUCGUUCGGUAUCAAAUCUAGAGUUGAUCAAGGCAUUGGAAAAUGGCAGCUUACAAGAACUUAAUAACGCUGGAGACAUGGUAGACGCUCACACUAAAAUUUUUGUUGCUCCAAAUGAUCCCCUUCAACAUCUGGAUGGGAAAGCCGAUGACUAUGAAAUAAUUGUGAAGCUGUUCUUUUUGGAUGGAAAAAAUGAUAGUCUUGACGGCAGACGUGGGACCACUGAUCAAGUAUUCUUGUAUUUAAAUCAGUUGCUAGGGAUCAACAAUGUUUCGACACUGGUUGCUUCUUUUCCCCAUGUAGUAUUUUCGAAAGAAGGGUUAAAGGUUACUCCGGAUUCGCGAGUAUAUUCUUCCAUAGACGAGGUUCCUGAAGAAGAGAUUCAAUCUUGGAUCGAUACUUGGAAAAUCCUGGAAGGAAAAGUCCGUCAGGGAAAAGUAGGGACUUUAGGUAUCAGUGAAUUUGGUGUCCCAGAGUUGGAGAAACUGAUUCCUAAUGUAGAGAUCUCACCCGAAUCUACUCAAAUCAAUAAUGGAGGUGAAUGUAAGCUUCCCUUGGACUUGGCAAAGUACGCGGAACAGAAGCGUUUAAAAAUUUUCUUUCAUUCUGAUCCCCCAAUAUUCAUUGAUGAAAACGAAAUCACGGAAGCCAUACGCCAUGCCUGUCCUAAUUUACCAGCACGGGCUCAUGCGGAUUGGGUUGUACGAUAUACAAUUCUCUCUAGAAAAACAUCCGUCAUUCACAGAAAAGGUUACUUCGUGAAAGCAAGUUUUAUGUGA